AGCUGAUCCCCCGCAUUCUCCCCCUCAUUAAUCGCUUGUGCUGCGCCGGCAUAUAUUAAGGAAAAAGUUGGCGCGCUCCAAGAGUUUCCUCGGUAGACAAUCGUUGCCCGUCGUUCGAGACAGUCACUCGCCGAAGCGGCGUAUGAAUACGCAUUGGAGCCGUACACUUACACCACUCAAUUUUAAGGGUUGCCUAGAGAACCAACCGCGCUUCUCCAUGGUGAGGCAGCGAUGAGGCUUGUGUAAUCGACCCGGCAAGCCCAGCUGUACUUCCCCUCUUAUCAGUUACAAGGAUUAUCAUCCAUAAAUAGAUGUUCCCGCUAUCUCGAUGGAAUCUCUUCCAAGGGACCUCAAGGGAAUACUCAAGGGAGUCUGUCUGACAACGUGCGAGUGGCGAGCGUUCUGCUUAACAGCUUGAUCGAAUUCGCGCGACCGCCGCGAUAAGAAUAGAAUAGAAUAUAUCGCUGUCGCAUACAGAUGGGGACAAUGGAAGAUAAAAACAAUGGCGGGAUCACGCUCCAAUCGACAAGGUCCAAGCUGGAAAUCGAAUCUGGCAGCUCCGCCGAAAGUAUCGCGAGCCCCGGAGAGCCCGAAAACAGGCGGAGAAGGAAGACCGGCUGGGCCGCUCAGCGCGUGUUCGUCACCGCGGUGGACCUGAUUAACCACGCAUUGAUAAUACUGGUGACGUCGUAUCUUGUGUAUGUCGCCAGCGAUCGGUAUUCCGUAACGAAUGUGCACAUAAUCCUCUGCACUAUUGGGUACAUCCUGCUGAUGUCGGAAGCCAUCCUGGUGCUCGCAGGCGAAAACAUCCUGACGAGUGCGUUCUCGCGCCGGGCCAACAAGAACAUCCACUGGGUGCUGCAGGUGCUCGGACUGAUCUGCAACCUCGUCGGCGUCGGCAUCAUGUACAACGCUAAAAGCGCGCAUUUCCUCUCCGUCCACGGUAUCCUCGGCUUCUCCUCGCUGGUGAUCGUGUUCGUGUUGGCGAUCUUCGGCUACCCGGUGCUGAUCGCGGUGAAACUCCGCAAGUUCGUACGCCCGGUGGUUGUCAAGCUCGUGCACAAUUUUCUGGGCAUCGCCUGCUUCGUCCUCGGUAUGCUCGCGCAGUGCACCGGCUACCAGAAGAGAUUGAUAUACAGAGCGACGCAGAUAGAGAACAUCGACACGGCCCUGUUCGUUCUUACGGUGGUGAUCAUGCUAUUGUCCCUGAGGGGCGCGCUUUUUUCUCUCGCCAGCCAGACCCUCGCUCUCGUGAGGUCAAUUUGCCCCGCCGUUUCAUCAUACACGGACGUCGUCGAUGCGUCGAGCUCCACGUUCGGCAAGUCGUAAAUAUAUCCCGCGCUAUUUACUUACUUUCUCUGCAGCUGCGAGGAUAAUUAUCAAUAAUUAGAAUGCAAUAUAUCCUCAACGGUGCCUUCCAGUCAUAUUGUUGCAUUUGUGCGAUUUUGCGACAGGAUACAAAUGCGCGAGUACGUGUACGUGUGUGUGUGUGUGUGUGCGUGUGCGUGUGUGUGUGUGUGUGUGUGUGUGUGUAACAUUCGGUAAAAACUAUAUUAAUUAGGUAAUACGAUACAUUAGAGGAAUUAAUAUUUAUUGAUAAAAGCUCGAGUUAAAUGUAGAAAUAUGAUAACGGGGAGAUUUUUUAUAUGACGUGUAACGCGUUACCAACCAGAAAGAUCUGAGCUCGCAGAUGAAAAAAAUUUGAAAUACAAAAUAAUAAAAUUUUGAGCGCGUUUCUCUCCACGUGAACGAGUAUGUUCUUGCAUUGGAAUUAAUGGCGGCUAUAUGCGACGUGCUCGAAAGGGAGAAAUAUUCGGCAUGUUACGAAAAUAAAAAUAAAGGAUGAUGCAUGGAAACGGCA
Messenger RNA from Harpegnathos saltator (Jerdon's jumping ant), 1861 nucleotides. Its product is annotated as cytochrome b561 domain-containing protein 2. The record is from RefSeq and is a predicted model, not a curated record. Lineage: Eukaryota; Metazoa; Arthropoda; Insecta; Hymenoptera; Formicidae. The transcript is spliced from 4 exons. The coding region runs from base 478 to 1329 and encodes 283 amino acids. Gene Ontology annotation, molecular function: transmembrane monodehydroascorbate reductase activity.